CGCGGCGGCGGCGGCGGCGGCGGCGACGGCGGCGGCGUGGUGCUGUUGGAGGAAUCUGGCGGAACUCGAGGCGGUGGCGCCAUGGAGUCAGUGGAAGAAAAUGGAAGUGUCCAAGUUGGAGAAUUGUUACCUUGCAAGAUUUGUGGAAGAACAUUCUUUCCAGUGGCAUUAAAAAAACACGGACCUAUUUGCCAGAAAACUGCCACUAAAAAACGGAAGACUUUUGAUUCAAGCAGACAAAGAGCUGAAGGAACUGAUAUUCCAACAGUAAAACCUCUUAAACCUAGGCCUGAACCACCAAAGAAGCCAUCUAAUUGGAGGAGGAAGCACGAAGAGUUCAUAGCCACCAUAAGAGCAGCUAAAGGCCUUGGUCAGGCCCUUAAAGAGGGUGGCAAACUUCCUCCCCCUCCUCCACCUUCUUAUGAUCCUGAUUAUAUUCAGUGUCCAUAUUGCCAGAGGAGAUUUAAUGAAAAUGCAGCUGAUAGACAUAUAAAUUUCUGUAAAGAACAGGCAGCACGUAUUAGUAAUAAAGGCAAAUUUUCUACUGAUACCAAAGGAAAAUCAACUUCUCGGACACAGUAUAAGCCUCCUGCACUCAAAAAGUACAAUUCUCCUGGAGCCACCUCAUCAGGAUCUUCACGAUUACCACAGCCAAGUGGCACUAGCAAAACUGUUGUAGGUAAAGUGUCUUCAGUUAGCAGCUCUUUGGGAAACAAACUUCAGACCUUGUCUCCCUCCCAUAAAGGGAUAGCAGUCCCUCAUGUAGGAGCUAACAUCAAACCUCGAAAUUCCACACCACCUAGUUUGGCUAGAACUCCUGCCUCAAGUAUGCUUGCAAGCAAAAGAAAAACAUAUACUGAGAGUUACAUGGCCAGGCCAGAUGGAGACUAUGUCUCUUCACUUAAUGGUGGAAACAUUAAAGGCAUUGAAGGAAACUCAGUGGGACACUUACCAAAAUUCUGCCAUGAGUGUGGGACUAAAUACCCUGUAGAAUGGGCAAAGUUCUGCUGUGAAUGUGGCGUUCGAAGAAUGAUUCUGUGAACAGAAUCCAAAAAGAGAAAGAGCUAAGUCCAGAAUUUUAUGACUGUUGAUGCUUGGACAUCUAGAGCACUUCCUCUAGUGAUCUUGUGCGAAAAUCAUUCAUAAUACUUUUUUCAACAGUUUUUGGAGCAUAAUCCUUUGGCUGUGUAAUGUGUGUGUGUAUGUAUGUGUGUGUACAUAUACUGUAUAUAAUAAAUACCUGACAACCUAAACUGUGCCAUACAAGGAGAUAUUCACUUAUCAGUCAGAAAAUAAUUUCAAGUGGAAUCAUUAACUUAGGUAUUACUUUUCUGUUGUUGUUAAAGCACAUUAAACAUACCUCCACAAACUCUCAAACACUAGUGCUUAGCCCUUUAAGCUUUAGGAUGAUCAUUACUUUGAGCAAAAAAUCAGAAUAAACAUUUUUAUUAUUGGUGCCUAUUUUCAGAUAGUAUCAUUUAGGCUGGGAUGCUUGGAAUUUUGGAACUGAAGAGAAUAUUUUUAGUUACACUUAGUUAUGUGAGGUCAUUUUUCUGUAGAGCUCUUUCAUAAUUAAUUUUAUAAAUAUUUUUUAGAAAGAGAGGGGAAAAAAACCCCUAUGGUCUCUGUUGCCCUUUACUCGGUGUAUUAUUGAUUAUAUAAUUUAGAGGUCUUUACUCAAUUCUUUAAACUGUAAUUAUGCAAUUUUUUUUCAGAGAUACAGGCUGAAAAUACAGAUGUAUCUUAUUCUAGUUAUAGCUGAAUGAGUUUUUAACUCAGUGUGUAUUAGUUGAACAUAUAUUCUUUCUACUGCUAAUUGUCUUCAAAUUUCACUUUUUUUCCU
This is a messenger RNA of Mesoplodon densirostris (Blainville's beaked whale), 1843 nucleotides long. It is a transcript of the gene ZC2HC1A, whose product is annotated as zinc finger C2HC-type containing 1A. NCBI's taxonomy places the organism in Eukaryota, Metazoa, Chordata, Mammalia, Artiodactyla, Ziphiidae. The transcript is spliced from 9 exons. The record is from RefSeq and is a predicted model, not a curated record. Bases 82 to 1041 code for a protein of 319 amino acids.